GUGGCGGUGGCGGUGGGUAUGGCUACAGCCCGUACGGGUCGUACGGGACGGGCCUGGGGUCUGGCGCCUCCACGCCCCCGGGCGAGCGCGGGUCGCGCCGGAAGAAGCUAGCCGCGGUCGCGGGGAGCGUGUACCGUGCCGGGGUGGCCGCCGCGAGCGAGUUGAAGGAGCAGUAUAAUAAUACGAGGAUUCGGGGCGUGGAUAUGACGGGCGCGCAGGUCUCGAUUCCGGGGGCGUUUCCCGAGGUCUCGAUCAUCACCAGGGGGGAGGAGCAGAUGGUGCUGUUUCCGACGUAUGCGAAGAAGCAUGUGAGGGAGUUCACUGAACGGGGUGGGCUGCCGCCGGGGGAGUCGUUCCAGGCCGCGAACGCGGCGCAGAUGGGGAUGAGUGAAAAGGAGUAUUGGAGCCAGGAGUGGGCGAGGGCCGAGGAUGAGAAGGCCGUGGUGGAUGUGGAUGUGAGGGGAUGGAUAUACAUGCCCAGCAAGGGGCCCAUGACACGACGGAACCGUAUGUUGGUUGGUCUUGCGAGGAGACUGAGUGGGGUUCCGGCGCCCACGGUACAAUCGGAGCCUACAGCGAGCUCGCAUGAAGAAUAUGAAGAAAUGAAGGAAGAGCAGAGAAUCGCCCGGGAGGCCCGAGAGAUCGAGAAACGCGGGCAGGACGAAAAGGAGGUCGCGAACAGGGGAGGGUACAGCGAGGCGCCGGGCGGUUUGAAGGGGAACAACCAGAUUUCUGCAUCAGCGCCGACAUCGCCCACCUUGUCAGGGAGGACGCCCACCAUGUCACAGACCGACAUGACAGAAGCAGAACUCGCAGUCGCCAACGCGAAUCUCAUGGCACGCCUUGGGCCUUUCAUGACAACACCAUUGGUGCAAAUUCCCAUCACCAUCUUCUUUUACAACGAGGAACAGUCACGGUCCCACACAGUUAUGACCGACGACUCCGGACACUUCAACGCUCGCGUCGCCCUCGAAUUCGUUCCGACAGAUGUCAGGGUCCUGGCGAACGAGAGUAUCUCAACCACGAAGCCUGUCGAGAUCACCGGCUCCAAAGGGGUCAGCCUGAUCAGUGACGUCGACGACACGAUCAAGCACUCCAAUAUCUCAAUGGGUGCCCGCGAGAUUUUCAGGAACGCUUUGGUGCGCGACCUGGCCGAUUUAACGGUGGACGGUGUCAAAGAAUGGUAUCACACGAUGCACAACAUGGGCGUCAAGAUGCAUUAUUGUUCCAACAGUCCAUGGCAGCUGUACCCGGUUCUCGCGACUUUCCUCCACACGGCGGGCCUACCUCAGGGGUCAAUGCAUCUGAAACACUACAGCGGUAUGCUUCAGGGUAUUUUCGAACCGGUUGCGGAGAGAAAGAAGGGGACGUUGGAAGCCAUCAUUAGGGAUUUCCCGGAACGCAAGUUUCUUCUCGUUGGAGACAGCGGGGAGGCAGACCUGGAAGUCUAUACCGAACUUGCCCUGGCCAACCCCGACCGCAUCCUGGCGGUCUUCGUUCGCGAUGUCACCACUCCUGACGAAACAAAGUUCUUCGAUUCAUCAUACAGCAUAGACUCGGGGCAACGAAGCAGGCAAGGGAGCAAUAGAGCUAGGCCAGGGGGUCAAUCAGCCGGUGACGAGCUUGAGAGGAGACCACAACUGCCUCCCCGAGCGACAGCCCCACCCGCGAGCUCAGGGCCGAUCAUGGGGACGUUGAUUGAUUUUGACGAACCCGAGCCGGCAAGGUCUACAACUGGGAGUCUUCAGGACCUAGCAAAUCUCAGCACUCCAGGCUCGGAUGUCCCGUCUCGGAAACGGCCACCACGGCCAGCCAAACCAGCUGCGUUGCGGAGCACGCCCUCUGAUAUCAGCACCACCAGCCAGAGAAGUACUCCUACCGGGCCUGAUCCUAGCCCAGGGCUACCCCUCCGGCCACGGACUUCUGCUGGGACACCUCCCAACACUUCGAAACCGACGCCGCCACCUCCCCCGCCUCCCCGCCGCCGCGGCACCGCCCCGAUGGUGCAGCACCCACAACAACCGCGCAGUAGCGGCUACUUUAACUCGGACGUGCCCGAGAUGGAGCCCCUCCCGAACGUCUCUGGCGGAUACCCAGCCAGUAUCUCUGAGACAGGGACGCCGCCAAACGGCGCGGCGGCAACGGCGGCUCUGAACAAGAAAGUGGCCUUGUGGCUGCAGAGGCUGGCAAUGGCCCACGAGAGACUGGAUAAGCAAGGGGUGAAGUUGUAUACCUGGAGGAAAGGUGACGAUGUGAUUGCCGAGGCAGAGGGGAUUGUGAGAGAUGCGAUGAGGAAAAUGGACUUUGAUGGACAACGACCGUGAUGUUAAUAAGGGAUGAGG
This is a messenger RNA of Chaetomium fimeti, 2342 nucleotides long. RefSeq lists its product as uncharacterized. Gene Ontology annotation, molecular function: phosphatidate phosphatase activity. The transcript has a single exon. Gene Ontology annotation, cellular component: actin cortical patch. The record is from RefSeq and is a predicted model, not a curated record. Bases 204 to 2324 code for a protein of 706 amino acids. NCBI's taxonomy places the organism in Eukaryota, Fungi, Ascomycota, Sordariomycetes, Sordariales, Chaetomiaceae.